Messenger RNA from Austrofundulus limnaeus, 3103 nucleotides. RefSeq names its product HHIP-like protein 1. NCBI's taxonomy places the organism in Eukaryota, Metazoa, Chordata, Actinopteri, Cyprinodontiformes, Rivulidae. Gene Ontology annotation, cellular component: membrane. The record is from RefSeq and is a predicted model, not a curated record.
CUACAGGAAGGAAUGCUGUGUGUUCUUCGAAGAGUAAAUGAAAAGAAGAAAGAAGGAGGAGGAGGGAGGACACAGUGGGAGGGAUCUCUGCAGAGGCUGCAGCGUGGCGGCUGGUCUAAAUGAAAGAACCCCUCAGACUCUUUCAGUCCCUGCUGUCUGUCUAUUUGCCUGUCUUUCUGCCUGCCCAUCUGCCUGCCUAGCUUGUGCCUAUUUCAGCUGAGGGAGCACGUCCAGAGCAAACACAGGAAGAGUCUCAAGGUGACUUCAGCCUGGAAGUAAAUAUUUUUCACAAACCCUGGAUGAAGGUGGAAUAUUUUAAUGUUCAAAUACCCCUUAAAGGUGUUUUUGCUCAUGGAGACAGAAGCAGGACGGAGCURCGUUGUGUCCCUCUGAUCCGGAGAAGUCCCUGCAUCUGAAUUCUGUUUUAUCUGUGCACACACAGUGUUACGUAUGAGGGCGGUGUGUGUGGGUGGAUGAUGUAACCCAACCUGAGCACUCUGAAUGUCUCUGGUCGACUUGCAGGCAGAUCCUGUUGGAGAAUCGAGAAAAUUUCCCCUCAAGCUGAUUUUAUUUUAUUUUUGGUCCAAACGACGGACGUCUCUUGAAGCCAGAGACAGCUUAUUUACAUCAUGACUCUACAGACCAGUGUUCUGGUCUCCCGGUACACCUCGUGGUCUAUUCUUUCUUCCAAACUACUUCCACUGGUCCCGCUGUUGCUCCUCCAGACCAGAUGGGGGUGCUGUCACCCACAAUGUUUGGAUUACAAGCCUCCAUUUGGGCCUCAGCAGCCACUGGUCUUCUGUAAAGAGUACACCAAGUUUGGAUGUUGUGAUCUAAAUAAAGAUGCAGAAAUAUCCACAAGGUUUUACAAGAUCAUGGACAACUUUGACCACUCUGGUUUUACAACAUGUGGGAAAUACAUCCGCACCAUCCUCUGCCAGGAAUGUUCUCCAUAUGCCGCCCACCUGUAUGAUGCUGAAGAUGCCAACACACCUAUGAGGGUUCUGCCUGGUCUGUGUCGAGAUUACUGCUCRGACUACUGGCGGGAGUGUCGAUACACACUCAGCCUCCUCCUGGAGGACUUGGGGAACCCACAGCAGUUUGCUAACKUGACUUCUGCAUUAGAAGAAGAUCACAAAAGGUUUUGUGAUUUUCUGGAGCUUAAGGACAAACAGUACUGCUACCCCAAUGUCUUGACGGAUGCAGGCGUCUGAUGUCUCUGAAGGAGGACGCAGCAACAGGUGAAUGGCAGUACAAUGAGAUCUGUAUGGGACGAGACCAGACCUGCAGAUUUCCUAAACUCAUCAACAGUUAUUACAGAUACAUCAUCUCCUUUGCUGAGGAUGAAGCAGGUGAACUGUAUUUCUUAGCCACUAGAGUUGCAAGUGCCACAGCCAGAACAGGAGUCAUCUAUAAGAUGGUGGAUCCUUCCAGACGAGCACCGCCAGGAAAAUGUAGCAUCAAACCUCUACCUGUUAAGAUAAAAGGAAAACUCAUUCAUUUCCACCCAAGAGAGGAGUUUGUCAUCAACAAGAAACCCACCACGACGCCCAUUCCAACAACAACUGUAAAAACCACAGCUAAAGCUACAACWAUAAAAAAACAGAUACCGGUAAUAAGAAAGCCUAUAAUAAUAAGAAAGCCCCCAAUGCCAACGAGACCAACGAGAAAAAGGCCGCCGGCAUCGCCAACAACAGCAGCAAGAAAAACGACGAGCAAGACAACGAGCUCGGCCGUUCAAGCCACAAUGAAAACAAACGCAGCCACAACCGUAAAACCAACGGCUGUCCAGACGGGCACGGCGCAUCCCGCCACAACUGCAUCGACCGGUUACCGUGCUACCGUCAUGACUGCAGCCUUCUCUAGGAUUGUCACCACACCGGCAACAAAGAUAAACAGUAGACCUUAUGUCACUGGUACAACCCCACUACCUUUAAACUUUCCACAGCCCCUUCCUCCAACUCUACCCUCGCCUCUGAAACGGCCCCAGGCUGUUGUGACUUCUCCAUCCCAUCGUAAACAUCCUGUAGUGUUAACCACAACAUGGGCGCCAUAUUUCAACCUGAAGCCCACCCUAACAUCUGCAAAGCUCCAGAAAACACCAGCUCCUAAAGCAUGGGAAGACAAACGGAUGCCUGGAAGGAAGCCGGAAAGUGCUGGAGAGGGUAACCAAGUACACAAGAGGCCCCGAGGUAGUGGUCGAGGUUCCAAGAGAGGAAGAGGAGGGAAAAGGCUGCCAGCCGGAUCUGUGCGACUUGUAAAUGACGACGGUUUGUCAGAUCGAGGCAGGGUGGAGAUCUUUAUCCGAGGGGAGUGGGGGACGGUGUGCGAUGACCUUUUCACCAGGAAAGCGGGUUCGGUCGUGUGUCGACAGCUCGGCUUCACGAAUGUGCUGGCUGUGAUGAAGAGGGCCAUGCUGGGAUCGGCCGACAGCAGAGUCAAGAUCCUGCUGGACGAUGUGGAGUGUGAGGGUGGGGAAAGAUCUCUGCUGGAGUGCAAGAGGUCACAGGUGGGGAAACACAACUGUUCACACGAGGAGGAUGUUGGCGUGAUUUGUGGUUGACAACAAAGAAAAGAACAGAUCACGGUUGUCUCAAAGGAAUUUGCAAUUUGUGGGACUCUGUGUUUGCUUUUUUAAUGCAGAUUUUUCCUUUGUCCCACCCCCCYACACACACACUUUUUUGUGUUUGUCACACAAAAACUUGAGUCUUUGAAUUUAAAGUUUGUUUACAUUGUAUCAGUUCAGUAUUAAGCAACUUAAGAAGCACUAAAAUGUAAAAAAAUCCUAAUGUUACAAAAAACAGUAUUUGUAGACUUUUUCCACUAAAUGUUUAAACAUCAACCUGAAGGUGAAUGUGAUUGUACUUCCAUUUUAAACUAUUUUCAUUAAAAGCUUUAAAAAAUGUAUUUACAACUAAACUAAAACACUCUGAUGAAGGCAAGACCUUGUAUUUUUAUCCUAGUAUUUCAUCUGUCAGGUUUUUUUUUUGUUUGCUUUUUUGGAAGGAUAUUUGAAACCAGUUUAAACCAUUUGAAUGUAGCCCUAAGUUGAUUUUUAUGUUGAAAAUGCUGGACAUUUUGAAAAAUAAAUUAGAUAAAAAUG